GCAACCUGGACAGAUUUCCAACCAAUCAUAUCAAUUCGUAAAAUCCCCACUUUGCAUAUGAAAUAAGCUUUAUACCCUCAUAACUUCUGUUACAGAAUCAACUUUCCCUCUUGCACAAAAACUUUCAGAUUCUCCAAAAAUCCAUUUUCGUUCGCUUAGAAGAAAAUGGCAAGCUUCACCGCUAGCGCUCCAACCUCUUCCAUCGUCCGGGCGGCCCUUCUCCACAAGCCCUCCUUGGGGGCUCAAUCCUCUCCUCUUCUUGCAUUGCCAGCCAUGUCGAAGAGAGGAGGGAAAGUGAGGUGCUCAAUGGAGGGAAAGUCUUCCGAGGAGGAGAGCAACUCGAAGAUGGGGAUGAGCGCAUCGCUGAUGGCAGCAGCGCUGGCGGCGACUAUGUCUAGCCCCGCGGUGGCUCUGGUGGAUGAGAGAUUGAGCACAGAAGGCACUGGCCUGCCCUUCGGAUUGAGCAACAACCUCCUUAGUUGGAUCCUCCUUGGUGUGUUUGGUCUCGUUUGGGCUCUAUACUUCGUUUACACUUCCACUCUUGAGGAGGACGAGGAAUCAGGAUUGUCCCUCUAAGCUUAGAGCAUCUGUUCCUUUUGUGUUCAAGUCUUAAGAAAUGUAAAAAAAAAAUAUUAUGCAAAUGAGGUUGGGAUUCAUGGUGAUGAUGUUGUUGUAGUAAAAGAAGUCUACUCUCUUCAUAUUUGUUUGUGUACCUAUUUCCAACUGCUUUUGAGUCAUUUCUCUCUCUGUUUUUUAUAUAGUUGCUUCUUUGAUGACGCUA
Messenger RNA from Morus notabilis, 781 nucleotides. Its product is annotated as photosystem II reaction center W protein, chloroplastic. Gene Ontology annotation, biological process: photosynthesis. Gene Ontology annotation, cellular component: chloroplast; photosystem II. Lineage: Eukaryota; Viridiplantae; Streptophyta; Magnoliopsida; Rosales; Moraceae. The record is from RefSeq and is a predicted model, not a curated record. The transcript has 2 exons. The coding region runs from base 166 to 576 and encodes 136 amino acids.